Messenger RNA from Nannochloropsis gaditana CCMP526, 574 nucleotides. RefSeq names its product denn domain-containing protein 4b. The annotation marks the transcript as partial. The record is from RefSeq and is a predicted model, not a curated record. Gene Ontology annotation, cellular component: cytoplasmic vesicle. The transcript is spliced from 5 exons. Gene Ontology annotation, biological process: regulation of Rab protein signal transduction.
CAGCUUCUCUCUCCGCGCAGAGGAAGCCCCCCCCUCCUUCUUCUCCUUCGUCCUCACGGACAUGGACGGCACUCGCACCUACGGCUGCGUCCUCCACCUGUGUGAGGAGGUCUCGACCCUCCCCCACCCCGCCAAGACCCAGGCCGCCCUCGGUCGCGCCUUCCAGUCAGGAAACUUCUUCGUCCCUAAGGCCCUGGUCAUCCUGUCGCACUACCCCUUCUUCAACACCUUUCGAGAGGUCCUCCUUGAGCUCUACCGCAUCUCCAUCUCCUCUGCUCCCCUCCCCAUCGAGCGCUACAUCGCCAAUUUUUUCUGCGAAGUGCCCUUGCCCCCCCAGCCGACCGCCCAGGAACCGGCUGCCCAUGGCAGCCUUCUCCUUCCGACCCCUCUUCACCUGCUUGAGCCUCGACAACAUCCUCACCAUUUUCGGCACCACGCUCUCCUCACGCCCAUCGCCGAGGCCCUCCUCUCCCUCCUCUUCCCCCUGGUCUGGCAGGGUGCCUACAUCCCUGUGAUGCCACUCGCCAUGGUGGAUAUUUUGGAGGCGCCCGUACCUUUCUUCGUGGGGCUGAGC